CGGAGCUGGUCUUCUCGGGUGCGCGCCCGAGCACGCCCCUGUGACACGAAGAUCGCGCCUCUGUUUCUUUCCUUACGCCUCACUGCCUUUUUCUCCUUCCCCUCUCUCUUUGGUAGGAUGUUCGUCAAAUCCGAGACCUUGGAGUUGAAGGAGGAAGAGGACGUGUUGGUGCUGCUCGGUUCGGCCUCCCCCGCCUUGGCGGCCCUGACCCCGCUGUCAUCCAGCGCCGACGAAGAAGAGGAGGAGGAGCCGGGCGCGUCAGGCGGGGCGCGUCGGCAGCGCGGGGCUGAGGCCGGGCAGGGGGCGCGGGGCGGCGCGGCUGCGGGUGCGGAGGGCUGCCGGCCCGCACGGCUGCUGGGUCUGGUGCACGAUUGCAAACGGCGCCCCUCUCGGGCGCGGGCCAUCUCCCGAGGCGCCAAGACCGCCGAGACCGUGCAGCGCAUCAAGAAGACCCGUAGACUGAAGGCCAACAACCGCGAGCGAAACCGCAUGCACAACCUCAACGCGGCACUGGACGCGCUGCGCGAGGUGCUCCCCACGUUCCCCGAGGACGCCAAGCUCACCAAGAUCGAGACCCUGCGCUUCGCCCAUAACUACAUCUGGGCGCUCACCGAGACCCUGCGCCUGGCGGAUCACUGCGGGGGCGGCGGCGGAGGCCUGCCGGGGGCGCUCUUCUCCGAGGCAGUGUUGCUGAGCCCGGGAGGCGCCAGCGCCACCCUGAGCAGCAGCGGAGACAGCCCCUCGCCCGCCUCCACGUGGAGUUGCACCAACAGCCCCGCGCCGUCCUCCUCCGCGUCCUCCAACUCCACCUCCCCCUACAGCUGCACUUUAUCGCCCGCCAGCCCGGCCGGGUCAGACAUGGACUAUUGGCAGUCCCCACCUCCCGACAAGCACCGCUAUGCACCUCACCUCCCCAUAGCCAGGGAUUGUAUCUAGAGCUGCCGUUUCUGCUACCCACGUCAGGCCUUAGUGGGUUCCCUUUCCUGUCCCCAGUCAAGCCCUCCUCCCUUACCCUGCCCACUCCCUUCUAUGCCCUGGAAACCUUCUCACUUCACAGGGCAGGUGUAGCCGUUCUGAUUCCCCGGUUGUUUCUUGCAUUUCUUGGCUUUGUGUAUCCUUCGUUCAGACGGGCUCUGAUUUAUUGAAGGUGUGAUGGAGCUUAUUGUCAAAGCCAAGGGUGACGUUUUGGGGGGCGCUUCUUGAGACGAAAAAGACGCUGGGAAGAGAUGAUGGUGGCAUAUCUAAACAGUUUGCAGAGCGGACUGACGCUCCUCCCCUUUCUCUGUAACGCCGGAGGACUUGGUGCAGUUCGUGUGAAUCUCACAGGGAGAAUGCAACUGGUUCCUGUGAUCUCUUCACCUUUGCUUCUACAUAGAGAUGUUAAUGUCGAGUAGAAAGAAAUGUAUCUUAGCAUCUGAAUGAUUUUACUGGUAAUAAUAUUAUCCACAGAUUUGCAAUGGCUGGCAUCUGCUUUAUUCCCAUUGCUGUCUGCAGGCUGUGGGAAUUUCACCUGUCAAACCAAACUUUCCCUCUCUGAUGUGCACUUUGUUCUGUUUCCCAGAUUCGUCACAAUGCCUAUUGUCCCGUCCUUCUCUUUCCUUUUUCUUCCCUAUUUUGCCAUCUGUCUCUUAUGAUUUAUAAGGGGGAAAAAACUUGUUUUGUUAGAGGGGCAGGUUAGAAGUCAUUGUAUAAUUUGUAGGCUUUGUAAUGAUUGAAUGCAAGCGUGGAAAUUUAGGCUGAACUCUCUAUCAAAAGGAAAAAUGUGGAGGAAAAGGGAAAAAUCAGGAGGGAGGAUUGCUUCAUGCAUUAUUUAUCUCGACCUUUUAGGGAAGAAGGAACUCCCCCAUUCUUUCAAGAGAUUAAAAAUAAAUCAACAGUCUGAAAACCUAAGCAGACACGGAGCAUUAUCCGGAUCAGCCACACACGUGUUCCCUUCUAUUUAUUAUAAAGAAAUUUUUCAUGGGAAAAUAUGUAUUUUUUUGUAUAUUCUACAGAGUUUAUUCUAGUAUGUAUUUACGUAUUGAAGAACAAGAAAGUUGUUCUUGUGAUUAAACUAUAAAUAAAGUAUCUAAUUUUCAUAA
Messenger RNA from Chlorocebus sabaeus (green monkey), 2081 nucleotides. RefSeq names its product neurogenin 2 (gene NEUROG2). The record is from RefSeq and is a predicted model, not a curated record. Gene Ontology annotation, biological process: forebrain development; axon development; sensory organ development. Gene Ontology annotation, molecular function: E-box binding; protein dimerization activity; DNA-binding transcription factor activity, RNA polymerase II-specific. NCBI's taxonomy places the organism in Eukaryota, Metazoa, Chordata, Mammalia, Primates, Cercopithecidae. Gene Ontology annotation, cellular component: nucleus.